GUCAUGGGUAACUAUUUUAAAACCAAACCUAAAGAUAAACUUGAUAAAGAAAUGAUUGAAUUUUUGAAAUCUCGUAAACUUCAACAUAUUAAUGAAGUAUAGUUUUAUUUUAAGCUAGGCCAUUGAUGUUGUUAAUACAAAAUUUCCCAAUUCAAAGUAUUUAGAAUACAGUGAUUAUUGUGAUGUAUUUAACCCAAUCUUGGAAAUUUGGACGUAACCUGUAUUCUCACUCUUGUCAUCUAAAUCUAAAUUAGAAGGUGCAAAUGAUAUUUACGAAUCCUUAGCUGUUUUGGUAAUUUAAUGAAUUAACUUAUAGACAAUAUUUAGUGAUGAAGAAUAAGAACUUAAAUUAUAAUUCAUUUUCUAAUUAUUUGACACUGAUAAGUCAGGUGAGAUAGAAAAGACUGAAUUAGUUGUGGCUUUAGAAACUUGUAUUCGUGGCUUGUGUAAGUUGGUACACUUACCAGCUCCUUCAAUAUAAGACAUUGAUUUUUAUGCAGAACGAUUGUUUCUAGAAUUAGAUAGAGAUUACAGUUACACAAUAUCAUUUAAUGAGUUUAAACUCUGGAUUAUUGGAAAUUUUGAAUUAUAAGACUUUCUAUUAAAAUAUGCACUUAUCUAAACAUAUGAAAAUGCUAAAAGGCGAUAUAAAGAAAAAAGAAUUCUUUACGAAAAUUUUUUCUUAAAUGCAAUUGGGAAUAAUAAAUCUGAAUUAUGUGAAUUAGAAUCCAUAAAGCAAAUAUUUUUGGCUGAAUUCAAUAAUUAGAAAUAAGAUAUUCUUGGCUUAUUAUUUAAGACUUUAUAAGAUUCUUCUAAUGCCUACUUAGAUCAAAAGCAAUGCGGAUGGAUUUGUAAAUAAGCUUACUAAGAUGUUAUGAAUGCUUGGGCAGCUUUUGAUGCUUCUGAUAUCAAUUCUGACAAUGAAGUCUCCAUGUCGGAAUUGAAAUAUUUAAUUUAUGCAUAUGAAGGAGACAAACCAGAUUAUUAUAGAUUAUAAACUGAAAUGGAAAUUUUAGAUAUGGAUUAAUCAGGAAAAAUUACUAGAGAUGAAUGGAUAAAAUACCUUUGCGUAAAUGAUAAAGGAAAAUUAAUUUUUAGGGGAACUUUAUAACAUCAAUUUAAUGAAUAUGAUAAAGAUCAUAAUGGUCUAUUAUCUAUCAAGGAUAUCAAAGACUUACUGAUUAAUUCAAUGAAAGACCUAAGAAUUCAUUUCAAAGUAAAAAAUUAUUAUUUAAAUUAAGAAAUUCAAUGCAGGGAAGACAUUUGAAGACAUGAUUGAUGACUUGAUUAAUGAAAUUGUAAUAUCACUAAAAAAUGGAAGCUAAGAUCCCCAUUCUAAUUCAAAUUAGCUAUUGUUUGUAUACUUAAUUUAUUAAACUAGCUUACUUGGAAUCAAUUUAAGACAUUUAUGGAAUAAGCAACAUAAAAAUAGGAUUAACUUCGCUAACUUCUAGCAAAACUUUGA
Molecule: messenger RNA, 1465 nt
Organism: Paramecium sonneborni
Lineage: Eukaryota; Ciliophora; Oligohymenophorea; Peniculida; Parameciidae
Source: the annotation of a GenBank genome assembly